Messenger RNA from Eublepharis macularius, 8448 nucleotides. RefSeq names its product zinc finger CCCH-type containing 12B (gene ZC3H12B). NCBI's taxonomy places the organism in Eukaryota, Metazoa, Chordata, Lepidosauria, Squamata, Eublepharidae. Gene Ontology annotation, cellular component: cytoplasmic ribonucleoprotein granule; nucleus. The record is from RefSeq and is a predicted model, not a curated record. The transcript is spliced from 8 exons. Gene Ontology annotation, molecular function: mRNA binding; metal ion binding; RNA endonuclease activity. Bases 615 to 3122 code for a protein of 835 amino acids.
GAAAGGUGGAGGCGGCGGAGGCUCCGGGGGCCCGGCGGCUCCCCGUCGCCCUGGGGCCGGCUCUGCGCGGGACUCCCCCCUGCUCCAAGGCCAGCCCUCCCCUAUGCUGUGGGUGCUGCUGGGCGAGAGCGGCCGCGACGGGGCCUCCGAAGCCGAGACGCCGCCGCCGGACGCCGAACGGAGCCUUGGGCUCCUCAUCCGGAGGAGAAGCGGGACAUGUAUGCAAAGAAGAGUCGCAAGAGGCCUUAAGGGCCAAGUCCAGACCAUUUUAUCUGUAAAUAGACCUGCUGGAAUGUCCACAUGCCGCUAAAUUUAUUCCCAGAAUAUAGGCAGCCCAAUCCAAAGGACUUGAGUGGGCGAGCAACACCAGCGUCCAAGCCCGGGAAGGCAUGGCUGCUGCUGAGAGCACCUGCACCACCGUUCCUCUAACAACCCUGCCAGCACCCGACAGUGGCUACGCCGCCUCCCUGACAGAGGAAUAUAUAGUUGGCUUUGUGUGUAUCGCAAAUGAAACCCAGCCUCAGAAGCAGCCAACACGAUGCUGUGGUGUGCACGUUCCAGGCAGUUUUAGAAGUGAGACCAAUUUAAGGGUAUCUGGCUAGAAGGUGAACGUGAUGACGGCCUGGUCUAUGGUGGAAAGGCUGAAAAUGGAGAAGAGGCAUUGCCCAGAAGAGAAGCCUCUAGAGCAAGAUGGCAGGGAUUGCAGUGCUGAGUCUGAAGAAUGGACAAGCUCCGAAAGUGAGCCGGAGCAGCCUUGCUUCAAGAAGAGCUGCAGCAACUCUCAGUGGAGGGAGAAAGAGAUUUCCCACAAACCCCAUCGGCAACUCUGCCGCUCUCCCUGCUUGGAUCGUCCCAGUUUUUCGCAGAGCAGCCUCCUUCAGGAUUUGAAGUUGGGAGAAAAUAAAGCCAACUUGAAUAAGGAGUAUCAAGCUAAAAUUGAUUUUGCUUUAAAGCUGGGGUAUGCCGGAGAUCAAAUUCAAGCUGUGUUGAACAAGCUGGGAGCCGAUGCUCUCAUCAAUGACAUUUUAGCUGAAUUGGUGAGACUUGGAAACAAGGCUGAGAAUGAAGGACAAGCCAGUACCGGAAGUACUGCUGGAAACACUGGUCCCACUACAAAGGAGGUGGCUAGCCCUGAACUGUCUUUGGAAGAUGAAGUAGUGGACAGCUCAGACAAUUUGAGGCCAGUUGUCAUUGAUGGAAGUAACGUGGCAAUGAGUCAUGGGAAUAAAGAAGGAUUUUCCUGUCGAGGGAUUCAGCUAGCUGUUGACUGGUUUCUGGAAAAAGGUCACAAAGAUAUUACGGUAUUUGUGCCUGCGUGGAGAAAAGAGCAAUCUCGACCAGAUGCACCAAUUACAGAUCAAGAAAUUUUACACAAGCUGGAGAAGGAAAAAAUCCUUGUCUUCACACCGUCUCGGCGAGUUCAAGGCAGAAGGGUAGUCUGCUAUGAUGACCGCUUCAUAGUGAAACUGGCUUAUGACUCUGAUGGCAUCAUUGUGUCAAAUGACAAUUACCGCGACCUUCAAAAUGAAAAGCCAGAAUGGAAGAAAUUCAUUGAGGAACGGCUGCUGAUGUAUUCUUUUGUGAAUGACAAGUUUAUGCCUCCUGAUGACCCAUUAGGACGCCAUGGCCCCAGCCUUGAAAAUUUCUUAAGAAAAAAGCCUGUGAUUCCAGAACACAAAAAGCAACCAUGUCCCUAUGGGAAAAAAUGCACCUAUGGACACAAAUGCAAAUAUUACCACCCUGAACGAGCAAACCAGCCCCUGAGAUCCGUAGCAGACGAGCUUCGCAUCAGUGCCAAAUUAUCUGCUGUGAAAACUAUGAGUGAAGGAGCUUUGGCUAAAUGUGGCACUGGUACCUCUCUUUCCAAAGGUGAAAUCAGUUCAGAAGUGAAGCGCAUUGCUCCCAAGCGUCAGUCAGAUCCAAGCAUUCGUUCUGUGGCUGUGGAACCUGAAGAGAGGCUGUUGAUGACUCGGAAGUCAGAGGCCAGCUCUGUUCCUUCCCUUGUUUCUGCAUUGAGUGUACCAACCAUUCCACCUGCCAAAAGCCACCCCGUUGGGGCAUUAAAUACCCGGUCAGCAAGUAGCCCUGUACCAGGGUCAUCUCAGUUCACCCAUCAAAAGUCCUCGCUGGAACACAUGGCCAGUGUCCAGUAUCCUCCCAUUCUGGUCACGAAUAGCCAUGGUACUUCAAUCAACUACACAGAACAGUACCCAAAAUAUGAGUCUUUAGGAGAUCAUGGCUAUUAUUCCAUGCUCAGUGACUUCUCCAAUUUGAGCAUUAGCAGCAUGCAUAACACAGAUUAUUACAGAUCUGAAAUAGACCAAGUUAUUUACUCAAGGAAUUCUAGCCCUUGUCCAGACAGUUGCUUAAGCCAUACGAGUAACGAUUCUUAUUCUUCUUACUCGGAUUUGUAUCUGGGUGUAGGAGAUGCAAGUCCAGAAGACAGUGUCAAGGUUCAUCGACUUCCCCCACAAAGUCAUCUUCAGCCAUUCUCUCAUGGUUACCACGAGACCUUAACUAGAGUUCAGAGCUAUGGUACCGAAGGAUCAAAACAUCUUCCACGCAAACAUUCAGCUUCCCAUUUAGCACUGCAUGUCCAACACCCAGUCAUUGGCGCACGGUCCAGUUGCCCAGGAGACUACCCUGUGCCCCAGAAUGUUCACCCAUCAGCCACUGCCCAGCCAAGCCGUGCCCUUGUUAUGACGAGAAUGGACAGCAUUUCUGAUUCUCGACUUUAUGAAAGUAAUCCCACUCGACAAAAAAGGCCACCCCUCUGUCGAGAACAGCAUGCCAGUUGGGACCCAUUACCAUGUGCAGCUGAUGCCUAUGCUUACCAUUCCUACCCACUGAGCAACAACCUCAUGCAACCAUGUUAUGAGCCUGUAAUGGUGAGAAGUAUGCCCGAGAAGAUGGAACAGCUCUGGAGGAAUCCUUGGGCUGGAGUCUGUGCAGAGUCUCAAGAGCCACACAUUAUCCCAGAGCAUCAGUAUCAAACGUAUAAAAAUCUCUGCAAUAUUUUUCCUGCUAGUGUUGUCCUCUCUGUAAUGGAGAAGAAUCCCCACAUGACAGAUGCACAGCAGUUGGCAGCUAUGAUUGUUGCCAAAUUGAGAACGGGGCGUUAAAAUAGUAUGUUUGGAGCUUCUCUUUGAAUUUGGAAAAAUAUAUAGUGAACACAUCGUGCAAUUAUUCUGAAUGAGAUCUCCACAAUCCAAAAGAUAUUCUCAAUUUGUAAAUAUUUUCUAACUGCAGUAUACAAUUCUGUAUAUUGUUGUAGCAAUUAUAUUUAAUAUACGUGAAGCAUUCUGUAAAAGCAGAUUGUGUUAUAAAUAGAAGUAUUUAAAAUUUUUAAAGCGGGGAUUUUUAAAAAGGCAUUUUACAGGAAGUGCAUACCUUCUGCAUGGAUGUAUCAUUCUUGAAUUCAAAAGGUCAGAUGUUAGUAUGUCUGAGACAGAUCAUUCAAAGCUAUUAGCAAUUAUAUUGCAUGAGUCAGUGAACAGUUUCAGUAUUAACGACCAUGUUGCUGCAUAGCAAAUUGGACUUUUAAAAUAAGCUCUGUGCACUUGAAAAAUCCUCAUAGAAAGGUGUUUGGCCUAUCAGGCAUCCAUCUUCAAAAGAGCUGUAACUACACAAGCCCAGGUCAGUUGACCGAAUGUGCCCACAAGAGUGCUGGCGCACGAAUCCACAGGCUCCAAUGUGCAUCGAUGCUUUGGGGUAGGAGUCAUCCAGGUCAGUUUUUUGAUUGGGAAAAUCUGCUUUGUGCAUAGGGGGGAUUUUAUUUUACUCACAAGAGCUGUUGCCUCAUCUUAGAAAGAAUGAAGGAGCAGUUAAUGUGCAUAUAGGGACAUACUAUCUGCAUUGGAUCUUCUGGAGAGUCUUGGCUGGUGCUCUCUGGGGCUGGAAGAGUCAUGGCAAAUAGCAGGUAAAAAGAUCCUCGGCUGUCUUUUCACAUAUGAAAAUUUCCCCUUUUAAUGUUAUGGAUUGAAUUUCUGAUCUCUUGAUCCUACCCAUUCUAGAUGAAGAUUCAACUACAAAUCAGAAAUUGGUGAAGUUUAAAUUCUGUUUUCUUGCCAAAAGAUUUUGGUGUCUUGACCACAAACAUACCAAGAAAUUUCCUUGUGCCUAAUGGAUGCUAAUAUGUGAAUAAGCAAAUUAGGUGUCUCCUCCUCAAAAUCGCAGCCUGUUUUGGUUGAUGUUGCAAAGCAGGCUCAUCUGGAAACAUAAGCUGCCAGAUUGUUUCAGUUUUGCACUUUAAAUCCAUGCAAAAGUGUGCAUGUACUUCCUGGAACUCUUUUUGAUAGGCCAAAAAUAUCAGUCUGUGGGGUGGCAAUGUUUGUGCCAACUAGUGUUUGGCUCAGGGGUGGGCAACUUUGUAGCUGAAUGUCUCCCCGAGAGGCAUUAAUGGCGGUGGUGGCUUUUUUGUUUUUCUUUUCCAAGGCUGCACUGACUGGACACCCUUUUUAAAUCCACAUAUAUUUCAGCAUUUUGAACCACUACUAACUCGACAUGUCUCGAGCUAGGACUUGUUGACUUCUACUGUAGUUUUUUUUCAUGAAAGUUGAGAAGGCCUGGUUUUAUGGCCUUUUGUUUCUUCAUGAGAAGGUGUGACACUGCCUAAAUGUUUCUUACUAUGAAACACACGGAACGUGAGGCUGCAGUCAGGGUUGUUUCUGGUGUUUUGAUAAUGGCUUGCAUGCUGCUUUUCUGGUUAUUCGUUAAUCCCAGGGCAAAAGGAAACAGAAACCAUAAACGAGAUUUUAUCAUGUACUUGAAUGGAUUACUUUGAGGCUCAAUUUGUCUGAAGGCUCAUUUCUGUCUUGUGCCAACGGAGUAUGCUUUGGGUGGUUCUGCGGAGGACUGAUGUGCUGAAAGUUGGGCAUUCAACCUGUUACAAUCAGUAUGUGGUGAUAAUUCCAAAUGUGCAAGUGGUCUGGGCUAGAUCCUUGUGGAUCUGUGCUGCUAAGUGCUCCCCCCUGCAGAGAGCUUUCUUUGAGUCUCUCGUGUUAAGGGAACUCCCCUUGCAUCUGGGGAAAGCACCACCAUUAGUGGAAUGGAUCAGCAGGAUUCACCCCCCAUUUGGCUGCGCUGUUUGGGCAGAAUUUGGCCUCUGCCUGGUCGCCCAAUGUCAAAACAAAAAGGAGAACUUUGCCAGCCUGCUGUGUUUGUGGUUGAUAGAGUGUGCGGGAAAAGGCUGUCUGGACAUGUCCUCUUAAAUUCAAUCAAGGAUGACAUCACUUCAGCCACAAACAGUCAGCUAGUUCAGGGGGCUCUGGUGGCCAUUUCAGGAUGACCAGCUCAAUUUAAAAUGGAUACUAGGUUUGCUCCAGUCAUACAAAUUAUUGGGGGGACCACCAUGACCACUCCUAAAUGUUUUAUGCUGUGGCAGAAGUGUGCUGCUGGUGUUCAAAUCUGUGUCAAAACCAUGGGUUGUUGAUUUAACACUUGAGCUGCUGGAGGAUGGUAUGCCUCAUUGAGGGUAGUCCCCCACUGUUGUAUCCCGUCUUUAAGUAAUGCUCAGUGGUGGCACCAAUUUGGCCCAGUGCUUGAAAUUGUACAUCAUCACCACACAGUAACUUGCAUUUAAAUCUGGAUUGGGAAAAAAAAACUUAGGGUCAGAUUUCUCAACCAUCUUGUCGAACUAUAAUCUCUUUAUUGUUCGUUACUUUCUACUUAAAGCAGCUGAGAGCAAUGCCUCAAAUAACCAGAAAUGACCUUUUGUUUGUUGAUACAAAUUGUAUCUCUUUCUUGAUUGUAUAAAAUAAAUGUACAAAAGCCAUCUCUAGAUUAGCUUCAAUAUUGUACUUUCAUCACUAUGUUUGUGACACUGUGUGUCACACAGAAGUAGCCCAUGGAGGAUUAUGAAUCUUUUUAUUUAAAAUGGGCACUUAACAGUUUCUAGCAGAACAAAGACAACUUUUCAAAUCCACUUUAUUAUUAUAAUGUGCACAAAGUGUGUAUGCUUAAGGGCACUAUGCUGCAUAAGUUAUCUUACGUCUAUUUAUUAAAUGAAUGCGUUCUUGCAAUGGAUUUGUUUUUGUAAAAUAUAUAUCGGUGUUAAUAAGGUAGAUGUUCAUAUUUAUAUCCAGAGCUAUUAACAGUAAAACUGCUUUACAUCCAGCUUUUGUUCUCAACAGAGAAUUGCUGCAGUAUGAUUUAGGUUCAGUAUGAGAAUUGUUCACCCACACCCUCUUGCAUGGAUUUCUGUUUUCAUAUGUAUGAAAACAGAUGUUCCUAUUUUAUUCUUAUUUUAAGGUAAUCUGUUGCAAGCAAUUUGGAGAAGUCAAUCAGCAGGCCAAGUGCAUGAGGAUAUUUUAUUGUAACUGUCUUGUUAUUUUGUUCUUAUAUACUGAGAAUUUUAAAGCCUUUUGCUUUGGAGAGGUAGUAGCAUUCCAGAACUGUAUCAGGAAGGACCCCCAUCUCCCUAAAACGGUCUCCCCAAUAUUUUUUUUUCUGCACAAGAUUCUGCAUUACAGGAUGGGGAGAAUGAAGCACUCUAGGAGCCUGCAAAUUUCUGGCUGUUCUUUAUUUUUCUUCAAGAAACCUUUAUGCCUGGUUCUGUUGUGUGUCUUGAUCCACUUCUGUUAACCUUUUCUCUCCUAAGAAUUUCUUGUGCCAGUUCAAACAUGCUGACAUUUCACUGCCUUCAUCUCUUAAUGCAGAAUUUCUUCUACUGUAGAAGGGAUGAUAUAAAAAGUCACUUUUACCAGUAUGUAAAUACUAGACUUUGCUUUAAAAUGCUCUUUUUGAGAGUACAGUAUUCAAUUUAAUUGUGUAACAAACUGCUUCAGAAUAUAUACCUAUGUUAAUGUUAAAAUGGCCCAGUGGAGACCAAGUAACAGUUAUCCCUUGUCAAAUAUGAAUUUGAAUUUUGAUUUUCUGUAAUUUAUUAUUGAAAGUGCUUACAUUUACAGUUUGCUAGGUAACUGAGUUGUGUCUAGAAAACUCCAAAAGGUAUUUUUAAAAAUGUGGUGCUUUUUGUAAAUAGUAAUUGUUUCCUUGUAUUGUUUUUGCUUGUCCAUGUUAUUUGACUACUGUUACUCGUGUUGAUGUAUUAUUGAGCUACAGUAGUUUGCUUUUCUCAUUUGUAGAAUUAAACAUUACUGUUUAAUUGUUGUAAAAAAUUUAUAAGAUCUUUGGGUUUUUGGUUGACCCAAAUAUAAUGUAAGUCUCAAUGACAAAGAGUGAAGAUGGACUUUUAAAGCCAAUUGACCUGAUCCAGUAAGAGUGAGGCAUGCAUAGAAGCUGGUUUCUGUGCAUGCAGCAGCAUCAGAGGGUGUGAGUCUUGAGAUGCUCAUUCAAAGCUUAUUGAACUGGCUGGAUGUGCACCACCACCUACGGCCACUCUUGGUAAUGCACAGCUGGAGCAGGGUCAAGGCCAGCAUGUGGUAUCUCUGUGGUCAGUAUACUAUUUUUGUGCAACACUUUAUUUACAGAUGCAUGCUUGAGGCAUCCACUGGUAUGGGCAUGCAUGCUGGGUUUUUUUCUACGAAGUGUUUUAUAAGUUAAGUGGUUGAGAUUAUCAAAAUGUCAUCUUGGUAAGGAAUAGAAACCAGUUUCUCUUCCCAGUGAAAAUCUAUGCCUUUGGAGGGAUCUGAAGAUGACAGCCAGUUGUAGAUGUUUCCCUGUUAUACCUCCUGUGUUAUGUAAGCAUUCUUCAGCAAAUUUCUUCUGGAUAGGACACCUCAGCAACUCUGGUACCACUGAGAAGAGACUAAACAAUACUGGAUGUGAGCAGACCAAAUUUUCCAUCAGCUGUGUCUGUCCCACAGGUUAUCUUGGUAGAAAUCAGAACCAGUGGUUGGGAACUCUGCCUUAGAACAGGGAAGUGGUUAGGGCUUAGAAAACUCAUCAGAGACAUGUAACUAUGUUUUGAAGUGCUGCAUAAUUGCUUAGAACUGGCACAUGUACUGAACUGCUGAACGUUGAAGGGUUCAGAGCAUUAACUUUGCUUUGGCAGACAACUAGCCAAAGGGAUCAGUCCACCAGACCACUGCUGCUGAGUGAAUCCUCCAGGUUGGGGGUUCAGCUGGAACAAAUUUCCCUGAAAAUAAUGGUGCCUGUCCAUUUGUUGGGCAGGUCCUAGUUACUGUGCACGGCACCUUGAAGUAGAGCAUUCCUUUUCCAUAGGGCUGCUAUUUUGUACACGCAUGAACGUUCAGGUUCAAUUCUGUAGUUAGUUCAGGCUGAAAGAAUGCAAGUGCUUAUUCACGUACAAAGCUGUUUAAUGUGGCUCAGUCUUACUUUGUAUUUAGGGUCCACAAUUUAGUGAAUGAUGCAUUCAAAGAAGUUUCUCUACUAAUGCAUCCCAAGGGUUGUUACAGGAAUGAUAAUCCUAUUUCCCUCACCAUUCCUUGUUGUAAUUCUGAAUACUGUAUACCAGGUUUAUGUAGCUGUUUUAUAUCCCAGUAUUUAUAUAAAGGUAUUCAAUAAAAUGAGUUGCUUGCAUCACCA